GCCACCACGCGCCAUGUCAGCAACUCAUCCCCAUCCACGUAGGACCCACUCAUCGCUAAUGAAUCAACGGCCAAGAUCAAAAGUCUCAGCGUGUUACCCUUUUAAAUUCCUUUUAAUUCACCUUAUUUUCGCGUGUAAAACUCGUGGAAACCCCCCCAAGUCCACGUUCUUUUUUGCUGGACCUCGUGGCAGUUUCCUCACUGAACACGCCAUGAAUUCCCUACAUCAAACUCCACCGUAAUCACCAGAACUCCACCAAUCCCAUUCGACACCAAGACAACGUGAGGGUAAGAUCGUCAUUUGAAAUGAGAAAUGAAGGCGGUUGCACGGAAAUAAAAUGAUGCGUAUUACAGAGAAGCAUAACAAAGUCGGAAUUCCGAGUGGUGGAAGAAGACCCGAAGCCGACGAGUUUAAGACUACCGGGACUUCUCUCUGAUCAAAAUCAGAACAAAAAAAGCAAACCAAACUUGACCAUUUAAAUGCCAACAAAUUUCUAGUUUCGUUUUCGAGUUGCGCGAUUGGUUUGAUCCUUUUCGGAACUGAAUUUAAUCCCUUCGAUUUAUCCAGUCUCGUUGCCUCCACCACGCCGUCUGCUUCAACCACAAUCGUUUUCAAUCGAAAAGCAAUUCCAAGAAGGGAAGGCCAUCGUCUUCCCCAUCGGCCAAUUGCUAAUUUAUUGUUUUUGCCAAUCCGCUGCAGAGUUCCAGAUAUCAAAUGGCUUCUUUAGGAAUUCGAUGUGGAGGAAAUUGCGGUGUAUUAGACCGUCGUUAUGUGAAUGUUCACGACGGAUGUGAUCAGAAAGCAUGCCCUCGUUCUUUGGCGGUUUCCACCGGAGGAUUGAGGAAAUCGAGCAGUUCCGUUUCUACGAUGAAGAGUUUGCAGCCGGUGAUUCGCCAUGUGAAGGAGAGAACAGACAGCAACGAGGUGAUUUCUCGCGAUAAGUUCGAUGAAUGGAUGAAGGAAUCGGUAGUUAACAUUGUAAAAAAUCUUCGAGAAGCGCCUCUGUUUCUACGAGUUUACACGACGGAUGAGGACGGCGAAGCGGCGAGAUUCGAAACGGAGAAGGCGGUGGAGGAAGAUCGUUGGCCGAUCUUAGAGAAGCAAUGGAAAAGCGGAUCGGCGCCGACGCCGGAAGGCAUCAUGUUCGUUGAAGAGCUUGAAGACGAGGAUUACGAGGACGGCGAGUCGAAAGCGUGGGGGAUUGUAAUACAAGGUAGAGGCGUUGAACGUGGUGCGCCGGUUUGUUACCUGUUGAAGACGAGUAGAGCGGCGGGGCUAGGGAUGUGGUGCACGCAUUUCUGUCUGGUUAGGGUUAAGAAUUUCAGAGAGACGACCAAAUCGCAGCUUCAGAAUUGUUGGUUGGUGCAGAAUCAGUAAGAGAUGAAGCAGAUGCGGUUGCUACACUCAUAAUUCCAAUUCAAUUCAAUACGUAAUAACACACACUUGUGAAGUAAUAAUGGUUCAUACAAUUUUUAUUUC
Messenger RNA from Cucurbita pepo subsp. pepo (vegetable marrow), 1479 nucleotides. RefSeq lists its product as uncharacterized. The record is from RefSeq and is a predicted model, not a curated record. Lineage: Eukaryota; Viridiplantae; Streptophyta; Magnoliopsida; Cucurbitales; Cucurbitaceae.